This is a messenger RNA of Grammomys surdaster, 288 nucleotides long. RefSeq names its product secretoglobin family 2A member 2-like. NCBI's taxonomy places the organism in Eukaryota, Metazoa, Chordata, Mammalia, Rodentia, Muridae. Bases 1 to 288 code for a protein of 95 amino acids. Gene Ontology annotation, biological process: androgen receptor signaling pathway. The record is from RefSeq and is a predicted model, not a curated record. The transcript has 3 exons.
AUGAAGCUGGUGGUUCUGUUCAUGUUGGUCACCAUCCCCAUUUACUGCUAUGCCAGUGGUUCUGGCUGCAGUAUUCUAGAUAAUGUUAUCAACAGUGCAAUUGACCCAUCUGUGUCUGAGAAGGACUAUCUGGAAUUGCUUAGUCCAGAUCAACAUGGACCGUAUGUUAAAAAGGCCAUUAAGCAUUUCAAACAAUGUUUUCUAGACCAGUCCCAGGAGACUCUGGCCAAUGUUCAAGUGAUGAUGGAUGCAAUAUUUAACAGCAGCAGCUGUCAACAGUCAUCAUAA